Messenger RNA from Oryzias latipes (Japanese medaka), 2165 nucleotides. RefSeq names its product gastrin-releasing peptide receptor-like. The record is from RefSeq and is a predicted model, not a curated record. Gene Ontology annotation, molecular function: neuropeptide receptor activity. Lineage: Eukaryota; Metazoa; Chordata; Actinopteri; Beloniformes; Adrianichthyidae. Gene Ontology annotation, cellular component: plasma membrane. Gene Ontology annotation, biological process: G protein-coupled receptor signaling pathway.
GAUGGAGCAUCUCUCUGCUCCGGUGCGUCGCGCAACGUCACUCCUCUCCACAGCUCAGCACCAGAAAUGUGGAGCACCGGCGUGGCCAUUGCGUCCAUUUACGGUGUAAUCAGUGUUUUGGGGCUCGUCGGCAACAUUACUCUUAUCAAGACGUUUUGUUCAUCUAAAUCCGCCCGCAAUGUGCCAAAUCUGUUCAUGUCGAGCCUUGCGCUCGGGGAUGUGCUGCUGCUGGUGACCUGCGCUCCGGUUGAUGCGAGCCGUUACCUGUCAGAUGAGUGGCUGUUCGGGAGAGUGGGCUGUAAAGUCAUCCCGUUUAUUCAGCUCACGUCGGUCGGGGUGUCUGUUUUCACGCUCACGGCCCUCUCUGCAGACAGGUACAGGGCCAUAGUGAAACCCUUGGACAUCCAAACUUCUGUCACCACAGCCAGCAUCAUCCUGCGGGCGGCCUCCAUUUGGGUCUUCUCUUUGAUUCUGGCCAUUCCUGAGGCUGUGUAUUCUGACCUCCACACCUUUAACAUCCCCUCCACGAAUGAGAGCUUUGUCACCUGCGCUCCCUAUCCCCAUGCUGGAAAACUGCACCCUCAAAUACACUCCAUGGCCUCCUUUCUCAUUUUCUAUGUCAUCCCCCUGCUGGUAAUAUCCAUGUACUACACUGUCAUUGCACAAAGCCUUAUAAAGAGCGCGUCAACUCUUCCUGUGGAGGGAAAUGUGCACAUGAGACGUCAGAUUGAAUCAAGGAAGCGUCUGGCUAAGACAGUCCUGGUGUUUGUUGGUCUCUUUGCCAUUUGUUGGCUUCCCAGUCACAUCAUCUACUUGUAUCGUUCCUACCAUUAUUCACAGGUGGACACCUCCAUGGUUCAUUUUGUAUGCAGCGUCGGGGCUCGGAUUCUGGCUUUCACCAACUCCUGCAUCAACCCAUUUGCCCUUUACCUACUCAGUGAGACCUUCAAGAGGCAGUUUAACCAGCAGCUGUGCUGCUGCUGUCAUUGGAUCCUCAAACACUCCCCACGGAGCCAGACGCAUUUUAACAUACGUGUGACCUCCAUCCACAGCACGCAUCACUCCAUAGCCAGCCUGACCACAGUUAAUGGCAAGCAGAUCUACCAGGAAGACAGUGUGUAAAGUCUAGUAUGGACUGCACAUGUCCAUAUUUCUGCUCACAACAUCGUUUAAUGUUGUCAAAAAAAUACAUGUCCCAGCAAAAGAUUUUUGACAUGAAGAUGGCGUUGUUUAUUUCUGAAGUGAUUGUUAAAGUGUGUAAAAGAUUUUCACUAAUGUCAGUUUGUAUUUUCAGGCUGCUUUAUGUAUAGGCUUUAAAAAAUCUAUGCUGCUUUUUUUAACCUAUAGCUUUAUUGACCUAAACACUUGUUGGUGUGUGCUAUAGUAACUGGUUUGCAGUUCAAAACGGUGUAGUUUGGUGCUCACGCAUAUAGAUAAAAACAACGAUGGUAGUAAUAAAUGGUAAAAGUUAUCAUAGCAAUGAGUUUGGCAACGUUUUCAGAGUGUUCCACACUGUGUUUUUUAAAGUCCUUAAAUAUUUAACUCUCCUCUGUGUGGCUUCUUGUUUGUUACAUUUAUUGGUUUUAACUGCAUUAAAAUUGAUGAAAUUUGUGUUUAGGUUUGAAAAUUCUAGAUAAGAUUUUAAAUGUUUACUAAAUGUACUUUCAAGUCAUGUGACAUGCUUAAUGUGAAACAAAACAUAGCCUUUCUCCUUCUUUGCCUUUCAACCCACAUAAGGGGUCUUCAAGUGAAACAUCUACUUCCAUCUAACCCUCUCCUCUGCAUCCUCCUCACUCACAUCAACUCCUUUCAUGUCCUCCUUGAAUACAUCCAUCCAUCCUUUUCAUUCCUGGUAGCUCCAACCUCAGCAUCCUUGGACCACACAAUCACUGUUAAUCCCCUCAACGUGUCCAAACAAAGAAAGAAACCUAUUAUGUUCAGUUUUCAGUUUCUUGUUUCCUGUUUGUAAGAUGAUAACUGCAGGCAAACAUUGCCAAAAAAAUCAGUUAUUGAAUGUCUGAAUUAGUAAAGAUUUUUUGUACCAAUUCUUUCUGCUGUACUUCCUGUUAUUUACAAAUGGACUUGACGACAGUUAAAAUAUUGGUGAAAAAAAAAACUGAAUAUAAAUUGAGAAAUAGGAUUCUAAAAAUGUCCUGAACACCUGA